UCAACAGAGCUCAACAAGAACCCUGUAGAAGGAUUUUCAGCAGGAUUAAUUGAUGACAACGACAUCUACAGAUGGGAAGUCUUAAUCAUAGGCCCACCAGAUACACUAUACGAGGGCGGGUUUUUUAAAGCACAUUUAAUAUUUCCACGAGAAUAUCCCCUUCGGCCGCCCAAAAUGAAGUUUAUUACAGAUAUUUGGCAUCCAAACAUUGAAAAGAAUGGAGACGUGUGUAUCUCAAUUUUGCACGAACCCGGUGACGACAAGUGGGGUUACGAAAAGGCGUCGGAACGUUGGCUUCCAGUGCACACGGUUGAAACUAUCCUUAUCUCGGUCAUCAGUAUGCUAGCAGAUCCUAACGAUGAAAGUCCAGCCAAUGUUGAUGCAGCAAAAGAAUGGCGUGAAGAUUACACUAACUUUAAGAAAAAAGUUGCCCGUUGUGUUCGAAGAAGUCAAGAGGAUUAGGAGCUGUAGGCUAUUAGCAUAUCCCUGGUUUUAAGAAAAGUAAUAAAAUGUGGUUGCCAUUCCCAAGAGACUACCCAUCAUCUCAUGUUUGGACAGCAACAACUGCCAACUCUGUGACUAGCCUGAAAAGAAGUGAUAACUGAGAUGUCUUGCGGCGUCUUGCAAAUGUUGGCAGGAAAAGCAAAACAAAACAAAAAACAACAAAAAAACAAAAACAAAAACAAAAAAAUGAAGAGGAAGAGUGAAAUUGGUCACCCAAAGGUGGCCUUCAAACUUCAAAAGAGGAAAUGGAUGGAUAUUGGUUGUUCAAACACGUUGAUAAACAAUUCUGUAAAAAAAAAAUAAUAAAAUAAAAAAUAAGUGUCCAGAAAUUCACUAGAAAGACGGUAAGAAGUGUGCUCAUAGUGUGUUGGUGGUGCGUGAAACUGGGACCAGAUGCUAAGACUUGCGAGUGAAGCCAAACGAAGGAGCCUUGGGCAACCUUGUGGCAUUACGUCUGAUCAGGGUCACAUUUAAAUGUCUGGUCAGGGUCACAUUGUGAAUCAUAAUUAAGGUCAAACCUCAUUAACUUCCCCAGUGAAAAAAGGAUGAGAAGAGGAGAGGAAAAAUAGUAAAAAUUGAAAAGUUAUCAGCCAUAUCUUAGACAUUGACUUCACCAAGUUGUGUCAAAGCAAGGCCUCAAACUCACAUAUCCUCUUUAAAAUAGGCCCAUUACCAGCUAAGGCAUUCAAGUCCUACCUAUUUUUUCCCCCUUUUCAUGAUGAAGAUGUGUUUAUUGAUUUUUCUGAAAUUUAGCAAAAGAGAGAGUUUGUUACCUUGCUCAGGAAAGACCAGGUGGGUUAACGUCUAGAUACGACAGUCAGUUUGUGGAAGUAAAGACAGCAAGGAGAUAGCCUUUCCUUACUUAUAUCCACAGUGCUCUUAUAGAUAUUAAAACUACUUGGUAAAGUCCUACCAUUAGAAGGAAAUUACAAAUUUAUUAUGCAUCCUGAAUUAAGCUUCUAUUGCAGCUUUUCUUUCUGUCAACUGAUUGCUUCAAGUUGUGUCAACGUUGACAUUGUUAUGUUGGUCCUGAGCAAGAGGAAAUCAAUUCUGAUUUUCAUAGCAGUGGAAACCCUCCAAAAUUUAUAAUAAUUUUAAGCAUACCAUUGUUUAUUUUUUAACAGAAGCAAUUGAUGCACUUGGAUACCAUGGGUUAGAGCCUUGCCCAUAUCCAACUGGGAUAGUCAGCAGCCAAAUUUUGAGGUGUUUUCGUAGUCUCAAAAUGGAGUCCUGAUUAUCACUGGCACUACUUGACCACAGUUUUUGCUUAAGUGUUUGGUCCUACAUUUAAAGAAGACGAAGAAAAAGUGGAUCUCAUUGAAAAUAGAAUUAUCAAAUUCAAAAAAUAUUAGAUAGUUAAUAUUUUUUAGAUAAUGAAUUUAGAAUUAGAUUUGCAACUAAAGUCUUGAGCCUUAAACUUUAUAGUGAAAAAGUGCAAUUGCACAGAAUGGAAAUGCAGUUGAUCUUCUUUUUUUAUACUACAAUACAUUCAAAACUAUGGGAAGUAUGUACACUGUUUGCUCACUUUAUCAUGGAGGGGCAUAUGUAGUCGUGAAUUGCAGUUCAUCCAAUCACAGUACUCGUCUAUUCUACUCAUGGAAGGAGACUGCUCAAGGGACCUCAGCCUGUUACCAGCCCUGUUUUAAGUUUAGGCCAUAAAUUAUAACGUUUUGCAAACCACAGAGUUGGGCUACUCUUGAGGGAAUGCUUUCAUUCGUUUCUGUUAUUUUGUUCAGUUUACUUAUGUCUGAUCUGUUUUUUUUUUUUCCUUUUUUGUCCAUUCUUUUUUAUAUAUAAAGUAUAGGGAACCAUACCUUCCAGAAGGGACACCCUCUUAAAUCUGCAGCUACCUAUGUUAAAAGUGUAUAUUGCUGAAAGUAAAGCACAUGUGUUGGGAUUGGAAGUAGAACACCAUUGUUCUUUUGUCUAGGCCAUGCUUGUUUUUAUUGAGUUGGUGUACAAGGUGUUCCACAAAAAUACAAAAGUUUACCAUGUGCAUGAGAAGUGGUUGAGGGUGUCCACUUGCAAAUUUUUACAGGUCAGUGAAUGAACAAUUUUUAAGUACAGCUCCAUCCCACCUAGCUUGACUCUGCCAUGUUAGUUGACUACAUGUUCUUCUGUAGAACCCCCAUGAAGGAUUUAAUACCUCAAGUGUUAAGUUGUCUCAUUGUGCAAAUGUUGGGCCCAGGGGAUGACAGUGGUAUCUGCCUGCCUCUUUAGGGCUGAGUUUCAAUUGGCAAGGAAUUUGUUGGUAAGCCUUGAGGGGGUUAGGGUAGCACUGUCCUUGCCCAGUCUGGCAAUUAAUGAAAGCCCUAGUAUGAAAAAAACAAAGUGUGAUAUGAUACUGGACAUUAUGAACUGCUACUGUGAACAUUUGUUUUAUACUUUUUUUCCAUAUUCCUGCAAUAUGUUUUAAGUAACAGUUUGUAGCUGUCCUUAUAUUCAAUAAACACCAAGCUUCUGAA
This is a messenger RNA of Penaeus vannamei (Pacific white shrimp), 2969 nucleotides long. The record is from RefSeq and is a predicted model, not a curated record. NCBI's taxonomy places the organism in Eukaryota, Metazoa, Arthropoda, Malacostraca, Decapoda, Penaeidae.